CAUUGUUUAGUAGAGGUCAUUUGCUAUACUGCAUUGUUACAAGCUUUAUAUAAAACUAGGAAUUGUAACAUUGGUGCAUGUGAUACACUGACCGUUUUCAUGUAAUAUGCUAUAGUAGGCAGAGGCUAGUUUAAUUAUAGUCUACUAACUGGUAAAUAGAGAUGACAUUAAAGCUCAUUAGUGUUCUUCUGAUUUGCUUUCUGGCUGGCUUCAGCACUGCCCAAUAUUCAGUGAGUGUGGAGAGACCAUGUCCAAUGGAAACAGUCACUUUCACCUGCACUGCUGCUGGAAAUGCCUUGAGAUGGGUACUGUCAGAUGUUACUGACAUCGAUAUCCUCUCCAUCUCUGAUAUCAACGUACCCAUUGUUGUAUCAGGUUACACUGUGACACUGAUCGCAUUCAAUGACACUACAUUAACAUCUACUCUGUCAAGAACAGCAGAGAAUGGGAUCACUGUGUUCUGUGUGGACCCACUGCCUAUUUUAACCAAUAUAGGAUCUUCAACGAUCCGAUUGGUUGAUCCACCAGGGCCACCUUCCACCAUAAGACACUCCACUCUGAGCAGCUCAGCAGAUGCAGUCAGUGUAUCUGUACAGUGGGACCCUCCAACUGAGAUUGAUGGUAGAGAUGACCUCACCUACACAGUGACCAUCUCACCUCUGGCCCAGCUCUCUGCUACUGUCCUCACAUCCACCUCUGCUACUGUGACUGCUCAAUACAAUGUAGACUACACUGUCAGUGUUGUGGCUACUAACUGUGCUGGGAACAGUACAACAGCUGAGUACAACUUUAGGAUCGGUGGCUGUCCUGUGUUGUUAAUCAACCUCAUGAAUGGAGCGUUUGGACCAGUCUCCAGCAGAUUGCCAGGAUCCAUAGUAACCAUCCAGUGUGACGAUGGAUAUAUAUCUGCUGUUACUAGGGUGACAUGUGAGGGUACACUGAUGUGGAGUCCAGACCCUGAGGCUAUUGAGUGUACAUCACUAACCACACCUACUCCCACCACUCCCCCUCCAAUGGACUGCACGGCUCCACUAUUCUCACCACAGAAUGGCACCAUCAGUGAUCAUUCGGUACCAGCUAUUCCUGGUAGGCAAGUGGCUUUUCAGUGUGAAAAUGGACUGUUCCCUGAGGGAAUAAUGACUGCCACCUGUCUAGCUACAGGAGAGUGGGACAAAAAUCCGGGGGAGAUUAUCUGCAGAUAUGAGUCUAUUUCCUGUCUUCUGCCUGGCCCUCUACUUAAUGGAGCAUUACUCAGCACCAACUGUCAGAACACUAACCUAGUUGAGGGCUCAGUCAUUACUUUCCAGUGUGAUCCUGGGUUCUCACUGGUGGGUGCAGAGACUGCCACUUGUAACAACUCCGGUCUCUGGGAUCCUAACCCGGCUCGAUUGGAGUGUGUAUCUAGAAUUCAAUCACCCAUCCUAUUUACCGGAGAGAUUCUUUCUAUCAGUGUGGUUGUCACGGCAGUUGCUUUCAUAGUCAUAGGAUUCCUCGCUGGACUCCUAGUGAUGCACCUUUGCUCUCGUAAGAAGGCAGUGUACUUCCCAGCAACUAAAGGACAAGCUAACGUAAGACCCACUGCACAGCCAGCUGGUCCUAUUUAUGAAGAGGUGUCACCCAAAGAGGAGAUUGAACUAAACACUAACCAAGCAUAUGGACCAUUAGGACUGUGAAGAUUACUAGUGGGUAACAUUCUCGCAGGCAAAAUGAUCGGGUAUUAUAGUAUAAUUAUUAUAGUGUGUUUAUAUAGCAAUUUUUUCCAGAAAAACAUUUGCAAUG
Molecule: messenger RNA, 1779 nt
Organism: Halichondria panicea
Lineage: Eukaryota; Metazoa; Porifera; Demospongiae; Suberitida; Halichondriidae
Exons: 8
Coding region: 162-1673 (503 amino acids)
Molecular function (GO): protein binding
Source: RefSeq, a predicted model, not a curated record